Messenger RNA from Eruca vesicaria subsp. sativa (arugula), 1608 nucleotides. The record is from the annotation of a GenBank genome assembly. NCBI's taxonomy places the organism in Eukaryota, Viridiplantae, Streptophyta, Magnoliopsida, Brassicales, Brassicaceae.
AUGGCGAGCCAAGGCGGGUCAUCAAGGCGGAGCUUAUCGUCUUUGCAAGGAGGGAAGAAGAAAUCCAUGGAUUUUGGCGACACUACUCGGAGAUCUCUCACUGUUUCACGUUCUCCUUUGGGUUUAACGGGAGGAGAGCGAACUGUUAAACGUUUAAGGCUAUCUAAAGCCAUUACAGUUCCAGCAACGACUACUAUAUACGAUGCUUGUAAAAACAUGGCUUCACGAAAGGUUGACGCAUUGUUGUUGACUGACUCCAACGAAAUGCUUUGUGGUAUUCUUACUGACAGGGAUAUAGCCACAAGAGUGAUCUCUCAGGAAGUUAAUGUUGAGGAAACACCUGUGUCCACGGUUAUGACUAAGAACCCGAUGUUUGUUCUUUCUGAAUCACUUGCUGUUGAAGCUCUUCAGAAGAUGGUUCUAGGAAAAUUCAGACAUCUGCCUGUUGUUGAAAACGGCGAAGUGAUUGCUUUGUUAGAUAUAGCAAAGUGUCUUUAUGAUGCGAUUGCUCGCAUGGAGAGGGCAGCUGAGAAAGGUAAGGCAAUAGCUGCUGCGGUUGAAGGUGUUGAAAGAAGUUGGGGAACAAACACUUCAGUUCCCAAUACUUUCAUUGAAACGCUACGAGACCGGAUGUUUAGACCUUCUUUAUCAACAAUUAUACCAGAUGAUACAAAUGUUUUGAAAGUCUCACCAGCGGAUACAGUGUUGACUGUAGCAAAGAAGAUGGUUGAACUUAAAUCAAGCUGUGCAGUCGUGAUGAUCGAGGACAAGCUUGGAGGGAUAUUUACUUCCAAGGAUAUACUGAUGCGGGUUGUGGCUGAAAAUCUUCCUCCAUCUGAGACUACAAUGGAACAGGUUAUGACACCGAAUCCUGAAUCUACGACAGUUGACACACCAAUCGUUGAAGCUCUGCACAUCAUGCACGAGGGGAAAUUUCUACACCUUCCUGUUACUGACAAAGAGGGAGAUGUAGUUGCAGUUGUCGAUGUAAUCCAAGUAACUCACGCUGCUGUCGCCACAGCUGGAACUACUGCUGGAAUAGGUAACGAGGCGACAAACACAAUGAUGCAAAAGUUUUGGGAUUCAGCAAUGGCAUUGUCUCCUAAUGAGGAAGACGAGGACACGAGAAGUGAAAACUCUUUGAAAGUUGCUUCUGAAGCUGAGACAGGAAAAUCCUUAUCUUUGCCAAAUACAUUUUCUUUCAAAUUCGAAGACAAGAAGCACAGAAUGCACAGAUUCAUAAGUGACACUGGUAGUUUGACAGAAGUGGUAACCGCGAUACUUCAGAGACUAGGGGAUGAUAUCGAUUCAGACAUACCCCAUAUUUUUUAUGAAGACGAAGACCUUGAUAAAGUGUUGUUGGCUUCAGAUAGUGAUCUUCAAGCAGCCAUAGACCAUGCAAAAUCAAUUGGCUGGAAGAGUCUGAGAUUAUAUUUAGAUGAUUCAAGAAAAGGCAAAGGAAGGAGAAGAAGAGCAACAGUAUCAGCAGAGGCAAUGGAGUAUGUAGAGAAAGACGGUUGGGGUGCUACUUACAGUGGAGUUGCGGCUGGUGCAGCAUUAGUUGCUGGUCUUGGUUUUAUGGCUUAUCUCAGGAGAGCUGGAGAGUAA